AUGAGUGACAGAGAUAGUCAAUACGUGCCAUUAGAUUCAUUACGAAUUCGAAAGAUUCUUACCUCACACAAUGACACAUGUGUAGAUGUACUGCUGUCAUUGACUGGAAAGUUAGCUCUCACAAAGAAACUUAUUUCUAAGAUGACAAAACCUUGCCGGGUGGCACACCAUCUUCAUAACCUUUGGUUUACAGGAAACACGGACAACAUGCACAAUAAGAAUUGUGGUUAUUUAUACAAUACAUAUUUUGGAUAUGUUGCCUGUACACACAAAUACAUGUUUAUAUGUGAAAAACCAGCCAGCAUGGUGAACGUUGCAAAUGCACUAAUGGAUAAAGCUCCAAAGAAAAGAGGGGCCAGCGGUGCCACCAGAAAAGAGGUGGCGCAGCAGCAGCAGCAGCAGGAACCAUAUGAUGAGACAGAGCAGGAGACUCACCAGACCACAGAAACCCAGUACAUGAGCACUGUCUGUGAGUUCUGUGUGGUCGUUGAAAUAAAUGAUAGUAUCCAGCCGUGUCGUUAUGACUUUGCUACCAUAUUCGAGGUGCGCCUGGUCCAGGGUUCCAUUCGGAAGAAAGUGCUGGAGGCUCUCAAGGAUCUCAUCAACGAGGCCUUCUGGGACAUCAGCUCAAGUGGUGUGAACCUGCAGAGCAUGGAUUCGUCUCACUUCUCCCUGGUGCAACUCACUCUGCGCUCCGAGUUCUUAGAUACCUACCGCUGCGACCGCAAUCUGGCCAUCAGCGUGAACUUCACCAGCAUGUCCAAGAUACUAAAGUGUGCUGCCAAUGAAGACAUCAUCACACUGAGGGCAGAAGAUAAUGCAGACUCAUUGGCACUAAUAUUUGGAGCACCAAACCAAGAAAACGUUUCAGACUAUGAAAUGAAGUUGAUGGAUUCCGAUGUUGAACAACUUGGAAUUCCAGAGCAGGAGUAUAGCUGAGUAGUUAAGAUGCGUUCUGGUGAAUUCGCACGUAUCUGCCGUGAUCUCAGUCAUAUUGGAGAUGCUGUUGUCAUUUUCUGUGCGAAAGAUGGAAUGAAAUUUUCUGCAAGUGGAGAACUCAGAAAUGAGAAUAUUAAGUUGUCAUAAACAAGUAACAUUGAUAAAGAGGAGGAAGCUAUAACCAUAGAGAUGAAUGAGCUCAUUCAGCUAACUUUUGCACUUAGAUACCUGAACUUCUUUACAAAACCCACUCCACUCUCUUCUACAGCAACACUGAGUAUGUCUGCAGAUGUACCCUUUGUUGUAGAAUGCAAAAUUGUUGAUAUGGGAGACUUAAAGUACUAUUUGGCUCCCAAGAUUGAGGAUGAAGAUCUUAGACCCACUUAA
Molecule: messenger RNA, 1326 nt
Organism: Echinops telfairi (small Madagascar hedgehog)
Lineage: Eukaryota; Metazoa; Chordata; Mammalia; Afrosoricida; Tenrecidae
Product: proliferating cell nuclear antigen-like
Exons: 5
Biological process (GO): mismatch repair; translesion synthesis; leading strand elongation
Cellular component (GO): PCNA complex
Molecular function (GO): DNA binding; DNA polymerase processivity factor activity
Source: RefSeq, a predicted model, not a curated record